This is a messenger RNA of Cucumis sativus (cucumber), 2166 nucleotides long. Its product is annotated as 70 kDa peptidyl-prolyl isomerase. The record is from RefSeq and is a predicted model, not a curated record. Gene Ontology annotation, molecular function: protein binding; peptidyl-prolyl cis-trans isomerase activity. The coding region runs from base 216 to 1943 and encodes 575 amino acids. The transcript has 13 exons. Lineage: Eukaryota; Viridiplantae; Streptophyta; Magnoliopsida; Cucurbitales; Cucurbitaceae.
ACGAGACAUUUUCGGUUCUGGAAAAAUCGUGAACUCGCCAGAUCAACAGAACUCUCUAGACUCUCAUCUUCCUCUCUCCCUAUAAAAUCCAUUCCCCAUUACUCCGAACUUCGAGAAUCGAUCGCCAUUCGACAUUUGACGUAGCUCGCUAUUUGCUUUUCUUGUUUCAUUCGCAUACUCUCUCAUACUUCAUUUCUUUCUGAUUCUUUCCCGCCAUGGAGGACGAUUUCGAGUUCCCAUCUGCAAGCAACGUGGAUGAGGAAAUGGGGUUGCCCGAGGACGAAGCCGAGAGCCCAGUUCUGAAUGUUGGCCAAGAGAAGGAGAUUGGGAAGAAUGGGCUGAAGAAGAAACUUGUUAAAGAAGGUGAAGGAUGGGAAACUCCCGACACUGGUGAUGAGGUCGAAGUGCAUUAUACGGGAACCCUUCUUGAUGGCACUCAGUUUGAUUCGAGCCGUGACCGAGGAACGCCUUUCAAGUUCAAGCUCGGGGAAGGCCAAGUGAUUAAAGGGUGGGAUGAAGGUAUCAGAACAAUGAAAAAGGGUGAAAAUGCAGUUUUCACGAUACCCCCGGAAUUGGCCUAUGGAGAGUCCGGCUCUCCUCCAACAAUACCACCGAACGCUACUCUUCAAUUUGACGUUGAGCUACUUUCGUGGCACAGUGUCAAAGACAUCUGUCAAGAUGGAGGAAUCUUGAAAAAGAUCCUUGUUAAAGGAGAUGGUUGGGAAAAACCGAAGGAUCUAGACGAAGUUCUGGUUCGUUAUGAGGCUCGUCUUGAAAACGGUACACUGAUCUCAAAGUCUGAUGGGGUCGAAUUCACUGUUGAAAAGGGGUACUUCUGUCCUGCCUUGGCAACUGCUGUGAAGACGAUGAAAAAAGGGGAGAAAGCUUUGUUGACUGUUAGACCACAAUAUGGAUUUGGGGAGUCUGGUAGGCCUGUAUCUGGAGAAGAAGGUGCUGUGCCUCCAAAUGGUACACUUCAAAUUACCCUUCAAUUGGAUUCAUUGAAAACUGUUACAGAGAUCACAAAGGAUAAGAAGGUCUUGAAGAAGACCCAGAAGGAGGGAGAAGGAUAUGAACAACCAAAUGAGGGAGCAGUGGUGCAAGUGAAACUUACCGGCAAACUGGGUGAUGGGACGAUUUUUACUAAGAAGGGUGAUGAUGAAAGAACGUUUGAGUUCAAAAUUGACGAAGAACAAGUCAUUGAAGGACUCGAUUUGGCUGUGAGAAAGAUGAAGAAGGGAGAAAUUGCCUUGGUGACGAUCCAUCCACAAUAUGCUUUUGGAUCUUCUGAUUCAUCACAAGAUCUAGCUGUGGUUCCUGCAAACUCAACUGUAUAUUACGAAGUUGAGCUGGUUUCAUUCGUCAAAGAAAAAGAAUCUUGGGACCUGAACAAAGCAGAAGAGAAAAUAGAAGCAGCAGGUAAAAAGAAGGAAGAAGGAAACGUUCUAUUCAAAGCUGGAAAAUAUGAGAGAGCAUCAAGAAGAUAUGAAAAGGCUGUCCGCUACAUUGAAUAUGAUACUUCUUUCAGUGACGAGGAGAAGCAACAGAGCAAGGCACUAAAGAUUUCAUGCAAUCUCAACAAUGCUGCUUGCAAACUGAAAGUCAAAGACUACAAACAAGCAGAGAAGCUUUGUACAAAGGUGUUGGAACUUGACAGUAGGAACGUGAAAGCUCUAUAUAGAAGGGCUCAAGCAUAUAUUCAACUUGUUGAUCUUGAUCUUGCUGAGCGGGAUAUCAAGAAAGCCCUCGAGAUUGACCCAGAUAACAGGGAUGUGAAGAUUGAAUACAGGCAAUUGGAAGACAAGGUGAGGGAAUACAAUAAGAGAGAUGCACAGUUUUACGGCAACAUUUUUGCAAAAAUGAACAAGUUGGAGCAUGCUAAGUCGGCUAAUUCAGGUGGAAAGCAAGAGGCAGUACCAAUGACUAUUGAUAGCAAAGCUUAAGUUUGAUACUUUAGCCUUCAUAGCAUCACACACUAUGCAUUAAUGAAAUGUAAUGUUGCGCAUACAUAGCAUUGUAUUGUAAUGGUGUCUUGUUUACACUUUGUAUAAAUAAGUCAGAUGUCUCGAAGGAUUUGCAUUGCUUUGUUUGCAUUCUCCUUUUGGACAAGGGAAGAUAAUAAAAAUAUACUCUUGUUUUCCUUAUGUUUUAGCAUGCUUCCUUUUA